Dissoconium aciculare CBS 342.82 is the source of this 2497-nucleotide messenger RNA. RefSeq lists its product as uncharacterized. The record is from RefSeq and is a predicted model, not a curated record. Lineage: Eukaryota; Fungi; Ascomycota; Dothideomycetes; Mycosphaerellales; Dissoconiaceae. Bases 184 to 2073 code for a protein of 629 amino acids. The transcript has 2 exons. Gene Ontology annotation, molecular function: protein binding.
ACGGCAAAGUCUAAUUGCCCCUCGCGACCCCAUCGAACCCAAAAAUGACUUCAAAGGCUGCUCGAACAGACGAACGCUUCAUGUGUCGUGCGUUUCUGACCUCAAGCGGCAUCUUGAUGUGGACGAAUAAUAUCUAGAGGGCACGGCGAGAGAGCCUCGCCGCCUGGAGGCGCCGCCCACAACAUGGCGGACAUAAUCGCGACUUUUUGUCGUCUCAUGGACAAAGCUAACUACUACGCGUCGUCUGCGCAGUGGGAGCUGGCAGAGAACUGCUUCCGUGAGAUUCAAAAAUUGUACGAAGAUGAGCGGCUGCCCGUUUCAAUGGAAGUCGACCUGUAUUUGAAUCUCGCAAGGGUUGCUGGAUUUCAGGGUAAACAUCAAGAUGCCAUCGAGGCCCUGACGAAGGCGGCCAACGUGCAAGGGACCAACGAUAAACAGAAGUGUCAGAUCUAUGGCGAGCUUGGCAUCAACUAUAACCGGACGGAUCGGACGCUCGAAGCGGCGGAUAUGUUUCAGAGGCAAUUUGAUUUGAGCACCAAGAUGGCUUUCGAGAUGGAUGCGGAAACGUGCAGAGCAGCCGGCAAUCUAGGACAUACACACUUGCAGCUCUACAUGCGGCAUGCAAAAGCAGCAGAUCAACAAAAUCUACUGGGCAGUGCCAUGAGCCUCCAAGCGCAGCGAGUAGAAAUGGCGCAGACGCUGAUGGCUAAGUUGCAAGAGUGGCGGAAUAUACACGGGAGCCGUAACAUGCACGGCUUUAGUCAAUCCUGGAUCAACUUCUGGCUUGGAAAAUUGUGGUUAUGGGGAGUCAUUGGCAUAUCGCGCUCAGUGCUGACUUACAUCGCAGCAGGCCAAUUGAAGAACGCUUUAGCCUCUGGCCAUCAAGCGGUGGAGAUGACCAAGGACGCUGCUGGAGCUGACCCGACUAUCCGGUCGCUCAGUCGCUUCAUGUAUGGCCAUGCGCUGCUACACUCAGGAGAUGUCGCGAAUGCCAAGAUACCAUUCAACUAUCCUCACGCUUCCAUUCCGGGCAUCGUAGGCGUUUGCACGCCAGCGAUCGCCCUCUGUAGAGAAUCCUCGGCGGAACAUAUACUCUACUUGCAAGAAGUCAUCCGACACGGCGUUGAUCUCACCGCAUAUGAUGAACAAGGCUACAGCGCUCUGGACUAUGCCGUCUUCAGCAAUGACCUUCAAGCAGUCGACAUGAUCAAGGAGGGUCUGAGCUCGCAACUCGAUGUACAAAGCAUAGCACAGGCCUACAAAAUGGCGCAGAUCCGCAGACACUUUCGAGAGAUAUUUCAUAGCCGUUUUCGACCUAUCAUACAGAAUGGACAAACUAAAUUUAUGCGAGACUUGCGAUCCGAGUAUGCGGAGCUGUUGUCUGCUCAAGCUGAAAAGCGACAGAGGUUUGAUCGGCUUCGCGCCGUGCGAUAUGCUGACUUCAAGAACCACGCAGCACUUCCUCAUUGGAGUUCGAACACCAAUCAUCUUACGAUGGAAUAUGAACAGAUUAGAGAAACGUGCACGAGGGAGCCGCUUUUGGUGUUCUUCUCUUACCGGUGGAUCGGACAAUCUCAAGACUCUGAUAAGAGAAGCCCGGACAAUGAUCGCCAUUAUCAGUAUAGGCGCAUGGUUGAUGCUCUGGAGCAGCUGUUGAUGAACCAUCCUGAGGUCGAUGAACAAGAUUUGUAUAUCUGGCUGGAUUCUGCUUGCAUUGAUCAAGAAGAUCAAGAACCUGGCCGAAGGGAAAGGGGCAUCAACUCCUUGCCGAUCAUCAUCGCACAGUGUGAUGUCAUGAUCAGCGUUGUCGAUGCCGAGUAUCACGAGCGUGCCUGGUGUGCUGUCGAGACAUUGAUGUUCAAGACACUCCGCGAGAGCUCAAAAAGCUAUCUAUGGUAUGAGCACAUUACUAACGACAGCAACAACAUAGAGCCAUACGGCAGCCUCCAGCAUGUUCCUUUGAAGAUUGAACGAAACAUCCGCCCAGGGUCGAUGGCACUCAGUGUCGAAUCGGAUCGGCGGUAUAUAAAUUUCCUUCAGAGGCAAACUAUGCUAAUCGGCAAAGUGCUCUAGACAAUUCAAAUAAGUAUGGCUGAUAGACAGCCGACAGCUGCAUCUGCAUUGUCGGUUGGGUAUUCUGGUUCUGUGACAUGAGUGCAGCCCUCCAAAUUCUGCGAGACUUGCUCAAAACCAGGCAUUUUGAGAAUGUAUCUAUCGCGUCAAUGAUACGUCAUUCGAUGAACUCGAAAGCAAAUGCGAUGUUCGCAAAGGCGUCCGUCAAGAAUAUCGAGGGCCAUGACUUCUCGGACACGAAACGCUUCAGAGGGACAUCGAGUUCGUCUUGUGCAGCAUUGUACAUUCGAUCGUCAAGGGGCUUGGUGAUCAUCCUCAAACGCAUUACCAAUCUCCCAGAUCGCUACACUUUUAUAGCAGUGGAUCGAAUGAAAAUCCUCCAUUGGAUAGCUCUUUCUACGAGCUUCCAUACGGAAAGUACAGC